This is a messenger RNA of Siniperca chuatsi (mandarin fish), 795 nucleotides long. Its product is annotated as cornifelin-like. Bases 191 to 544 code for a protein of 117 amino acids. The transcript has 4 exons. The record is from RefSeq and is a predicted model, not a curated record. Lineage: Eukaryota; Metazoa; Chordata; Actinopteri; Centrarchiformes; Sinipercidae. Gene Ontology annotation, cellular component: cornified envelope.
UCACCACAGAUCUUUGUCAUCCUAAGAAACAGCAGUUUGUUAGCAAACCAGCAUUUCACAGCUCAAGCUCGUCACAGCUUCCUGUGUGGUGUGCAGCUUGUCAGUUUGAUCAGGAGGAGUGCACACUGAUAGACUCUUCUGGCAGCUAAAUCAAAAAAAAACAAAAACCAAGCAGAUCCAGUAAUCCAAAAUGUCAAACCCAGUGGUCACCCAUCAACCAGGUGCAGGCGGCUAUGGGACAAAUGUUCAAACAGGAGAGUGGAGCACCGGCCUGUGCUCCUGCUGCAGUGACUUGUUAGUCUGUGCUCUUGGUUGCAUCUGUCCAAUUGCAUUGAACUGCUACACAGCAAAUAAGUAUGGGGAAAACUGCUGCUUGGGUUGUUUGCCAGGAGGCUUAACAGCCAUGAGGACUCAUAUGAGACUGACCUAUGGUAUUCAGGGAACAAUACUCAAUGAUGCCUUGAUGACCUUUUUUUGCGGAAUAUGUGAGACGUGCAGGAUGGCGCGUGAAAUCCGCAUCAGGAAUGGAGACAUUUCACCGUAACAAGAAAUAAAGGAUUCUGGUCCAUGCAGUAUUUUCUCUUUGUUGAUGUCCAGCUAUUGUGGAAGUCAUUUGUUUAUUCCUGUAGCAGGCCUAGCUUUUAUGCAAACAACAAAGAAGGAACAGUUAAUGAAUUAUGCAAUUCAAUGUAUUGAAUGUAAUUUUACCUGUAGCCUUACAUGUACCUGUGUAACAGUGUGACAAAGUGCUGGUACUGAUCUGCAUUACUGUAAAUAAAUUGCAUUGUUCAGUCA